GUGGCCGUGUUCUUCGGCGGCCUGUCCAUCAAGAAGGACGAGGAGGUCCUCAAGAAGAGCUGUCCCCACGUGGUGGUGGGGACACCCGGGCGCAUCCUGGCGCUGGCCCGGAACAAGAGCCUCAACCUGAAGCACAUCAAGCACUUCAUCCUGGACGAGUGUGACAAGAUGUUGGAGCAGCUGGACAUGCGCCGCGACGUCCAGGAGAUCUUCCGCAUGACCCCGCACGAGAAGCAGGUCAUGAUGUUCAGCGCCACCCUGAGCCGGGACAUCCGCCCCGUGUGCCGCAAGUUCAUGCAAGACGUAAUGUCCCCCGGCGUCACCCGGC
Tinamus guttatus (white-throated tinamou) is the source of this 328-nucleotide messenger RNA. NCBI's taxonomy places the organism in Eukaryota, Metazoa, Chordata, Aves, Tinamiformes, Tinamidae. The record is from RefSeq and is a predicted model, not a curated record.